Messenger RNA from Diaporthe citri, 1482 nucleotides. RefSeq lists its product as uncharacterized. NCBI's taxonomy places the organism in Eukaryota, Fungi, Ascomycota, Sordariomycetes, Diaporthales, Diaporthaceae. The transcript has 2 exons. The record is from RefSeq and is a predicted model, not a curated record. Bases 1 to 1482 code for a protein of 493 amino acids.
AUGCCGCAGGUCGAGGUCGAGGUCGAGACCGACGGCAGCCCUUUGCUCCCGGAGCCCGAGACCGAGAUCCAGCCUCUGAUCGCACCAGAGCCUCCGACAAAGUUGGCUGUGAGGGAAAUUUGCAACGACUGGAGAACAAACCAUGCUGCGAACUUCGGCCGAGACGAAUGGACCAGGCUGCGCUAUAACUGGCUCCAGACACUUGCUCGAAUGCCGGACAUCCAGCAAUCUCGAUUCAAGACCCUCCUCCAGCUAUUUCCAAAGCGCGGGUAUGGCGCAUUAACUCACACCGAGCUCGGCGACCUGCUACUGCGUCAUUGGGAAAGCGCCGGGAUGUUGAACAAGCGACGGAGCACCAGUAGAAUCUGGAAAAAGCUCAGGGGCGAGGACGACACAGAAGCUAUGGCUGCUCUAGCUUAUGCAAUCAACGCAACACACAAUCCGAAGCGGUGUACAGCCAUCUUUUGGAGCUUUUGGGACUUCGUGCACCUACGAGUUGGCAUGAAGACAGUCAUCAAGCAAAUGCUGUCGCUUUCGAAAACCCGGAAACCCAGUGUUGGGUUUCUGAAGAGGCUGGCCUGGACAUCAGGGGAUUAUCGUGCUGCACUCUUGCUGCACGACAUACUCGUCGAGCAAACUGGUAAAGACACCAACGCUUGGGGCCCGGCCUUCUGGGAGAAGUAUGUGACGCAAAACAUGAGAAGGCUGAAAAGCAGUCUCGUCAAUCCCGUGGUCCUUGUUGAGAAAUUGUUAAGCUCGGCUCAGCCAGCAGAGGCAGUCUGCCAAGCGACCGGUGGCGAGCCACAGGAUAGUGGCAAAGAGUCAUACUUGAAGUAUCGCCAGAUCAUGAGGAUCAGAGAGAGCAUCAAGAUCAUUGCUCGUGCCUCUGCUUUAACAGAAAGGCAGAGAUUCCGCCACACAUCGGCUUUCACGAAAUACUUGGCCAAUGUUCAAGGAUUUUUAACAGCUCGGGAUUUGGCAAGCCUUACAGAUGUUGUCACGGAAGCUCUAAAGCAAGGCGAGGGUGGUAGUACGCAAAGACUGCGAUGGUACUUGGGGGUCGUCUUCGAGCAGCUAGGCGAGGAGGCUUGCGUAAAAGUCGGGUUGAUCUUGAAACGCCGCCGCGAAUGGAAUGGGCGGCAACUGGCCGAUAUGUUGACUCCUGAAGAAACGGUGGUGGAGCAACAAACUGCAUCGGACCUCCAUCGAAAGCACUACGAAGGCCCACAUCACGGCAGAACUUGGCCCUUGUGGAGGUACUUUCUCUCCAAGAACCGGCGGAGAGGCAAGUUGCGCAGGGCUAGGAAGAAGGCAAACUCGCGAGUCUAUCAGCUACAGAUCCCUGACGAGCGACCUCAUGAGACAUCAAACUGCCAGGUUCAGAGGGAGACUGAGGCCCAACCUUCGCUCGAGGGUGAUCCUUUCGGUGGGCUUUGUGAAGGUGCACACCGACAGGAGAUUGACCCUCGAACCUCUUUCUAG